Messenger RNA from Mercenaria mercenaria, 6144 nucleotides. Its product is annotated as A disintegrin and metalloproteinase with thrombospondin motifs 18-like. Gene Ontology annotation, molecular function: metalloendopeptidase activity. Lineage: Eukaryota; Metazoa; Mollusca; Bivalvia; Venerida; Veneridae. The record is from RefSeq and is a predicted model, not a curated record. The coding region runs from base 535 to 3720 and encodes 1061 amino acids. Gene Ontology annotation, cellular component: extracellular matrix. Gene Ontology annotation, biological process: proteolysis; extracellular matrix organization. The transcript has 28 exons.
ACGUAACAGUAAAAGUAGCGGACUUAUAAGUAGAAUAGAACAAAAUAGAAACAUGUUUUAUUAAUAUUUUAUGCUUGUUAGAUAAAAUGAUAGUUCUUUAAAGAGGAGGAGUGGCUUAUGUCAAAGACGAAUCUUUGUGAUUGGAUUAAAAGUGAAAGUCUAUUUAGGUUUAUCGUGUGACAGUCGAGAUAAAUUGUAAUGACAUUACGAAAAUAGGUUUACAAUUUCAUUUUGAGGCAUCGUUUCGCUCAAAAGAUGUUAUUUGAUUUUGAUAUAAACCGUAGAAUUUGUAACCUCUGUAUCAUAUUGCUUUUUAUUUAAAUUUUGAUAUAUCGCUUUUCUAUAAAACACAGAUAUCAUUGUACUUGCAAACAGUGUGACAUUCACUUGCGAUGUAUCAAUGAUGAUUCACUGUGUUCAAGUGUAAAUUUAAUUUCAUUAAAUAGUACUGUAAUAAAAUAAAGAUUGGUUCGUAUAGUAAACAAAAACACACAGGAACCCCCGGAUAGUCAAAGGGAAUAUUAGAUUAAGGAGAUGGGAUGCUUGAAUAAGUUACACUGUUACACAAGUGUUGUUUUGUGCUAUAUUGUCUUACAGAUUUGUGCAAUAGAAUCCAGCCAUGCAGUAGACUCAGAAGAACAUAUACGCAGACGGAGUCUUAGGGAAGAUGGAUAUAACCAUGUUCAGACAGCCUCGUUAAAGUUUAUCUACAAAGAUGACGAAGUUUCACACAGUUUUACUAGCAGUCAAUUUGCACGAGACGCUGACCACCAAGGAGAGCCGAUAGAAUUGCACAUCGAAGGGGAUGAUAUACGAUUUGAAAUAAUACUCCACCGUACGAAACCAGAUUUUAGCAAGGACGCUCGAGUUGUUGUUAUCUCCGAUGGCAACGAACAAAUUUCAGAAAAUAUUCAGCCAAGAGACUGCCUAAUGUCAGGUAGUCUGAAGAGAAACCCAGACAACACUGCAGUCAUAUCAAUAUGUGACGGACUGAAAGGAGAAUUUACAAACGGCUCGUAUACUUAUUUAAUUGAAACUGUACAAGAAGGUGGCAAAGAGACAGUUCUUCUGGCAAGAAAAGACAACAAUGUUUUGCAAGAAACUAAUCAGCCAUCGUCUGAUGAUAUACCGAGUUCAAACAUUGGAGAGAGACAGAAGAGAGCAGCUAUUGCUAGUCUGAAUAUAGAGACAGUUUUGAUAGUGGAUGAAGAAUACGUUCAAAAUAUACGAGAUGCUGGCCAUACGACAAAUCAGUCAAUCGUGGAUCUUAUGAAAUUGAAAUGGACAGGGGUACAAUCGGAAUGGGCAAAAUCGGACGUUCUGGACUAUGAAGUUACUAUCGAUAUCAAAGAAAUUGUAAUCUGGGAACAAAAUCCGUCAUGGUACUCACCUUCUACUGAGCUGGAUGACACGUUGUACAGUAUCUGUAAUGGGGCAAAGACACGUGGGCUUUGGUCAGACUAUGACCACAUACAUCUCUUUACUGGGAGAUCCGGUACAGAUGUAUCUGGGAAAGCGUAUACCCCAGGGAUAUGCAUAGACGGUGACAAAUGCGCCGUAUCUACAGACACAUCUAUAGCCGAAUAUUAUGUUGCCACACACGAACUUGGGCAUAAUCUGAAUAUGCAACAUGACGGGGAUGUUGGAUGCCCGAGUCCUAACAAUGGCAUUAUGGGAGGUUUAACAUCCGGCUGGAGCACUUGCAGUGUUGCGGCAUUCAAAGAAUUGCUCAACGGUACGUCAGCUGACUGCUUACUACAAACUGAUGUAAGUGAAUCAACUAUAUGGACCUUAGAAGCCGUGUGGCCUGGUAUGACGUAUUCAGAUGACGAAAUUUGCCAAUUACAGAACGGUGCUGGCUUCGUGUACGUAGGAUCAUUGAAUUCUUGUUCUGGGUAUAGAUGUAUGAAUCUAGAUCCAACAUCACAGCAGUAUGGUGUCAGCUUUCGAUAUACGGCACCGACGGACGGAAGGUAUUGUGGCGAAGAUAUGGUUUGUACAACAAGCCAGGCCAAUUAUCGGUGUAUCAAUGUAACAGACACCGGUAUUGACCCUUCCUUGAUAAACAAAGUAACAGGAGGUUGGUCUGAAUGGGGAACAAUGACGUCAUGCAGCCGCACGUGUGGAAACGGUGUUCAGUACAGAAUACGAACGUGUGACAAUCCAAAGCCCCAAAACAGCGCAUUUUGUGAAGGCGACGCAUAUGAUGCAGAACUUUGCAAUACUCAGCCAUGUGAUGGGGAUAGUUCAGUAGAAGCUGACCUGAUUACACAAAGGGCAGGAGAAACAUGCACUAAGUGGAAAACAGAUAACAUGUACUCAUUAAUUGGCCUCGUUUCGGCAAAUUACCUCAAUACAGGGGCAAAAUCUGGUAACAGUGACGAAGCCCAGUGCAAUGUUGUAUGUGACACUGUGGAUGGUUACGCUGCCGCUUCAUCAGAAAGGCAUGGUAUAAUUCCGCAUGGAACUCCAUGUUCGCACAGUUCGUUGUCGACAUUUGUGGAGAACAACAACCUACCGAGAAAAUCGGACAUGUAUGGAACGUGUGUUCAAGGAUAUUGUUUUUUAUUUGGAUGUGAUCAUACAUCUGGCAACACGCAGAAGGACGGCUGCGGAGUGUGCGGGGGAGAUAACUCUACAUGUCAAAUAGUAGAGGGAGUUUAUGACACAGUGAUAGCUAAAAGUGAAAGAGCAAGGAUUGUUCGUUUACCAACAAAUUCUACACUUAUACAGGUCUAUUUUGUAUACAGCACUAUGCAAAAUCAUUAUCUUGAGCUUAAAACAAAGGAUACUGGCUCGCAAGCUGUCAUCAGUUAUCAAACCCUAAUUACAACAUCAACCCCAGUUAGUUUUGCUGGAACACAUUGGUAUUUUGCAUGGAAUAAACAAUAUAUGUACGCCCAGGGACCGCUUAACCAGGCUGCUGACAUUUGGCUUUUUAACAACGGUAAUAACAAUAACGCCGGAGUAACGUAUACAUACUCACUGCCAACAGCGUCAGAAAUGGCAAGCUGUUCCGGAACAUGUGAGAAUGGAGGCACGUGGAAUCCGUCAACUUGCUCGUGCGACUGUGCUGAUGGUUACUAUGGCAUCAGUUGCGAUACAACUUGUAAUAAAUUCUGCAAGAACUCUCAGUCAUUGUCAAUAUCAGGAUGCGGCUGUGACUGCCAAGGCAAUACCUAUGGUUCAACCUGCAGUUGCAAGAACCCGUUUACUGGUAUAGACUGUCAAGACUGCAAAGUAAGUUCUUGUCAGAAUGGAGGGACGUUUAACGCAACUGCAUGUAGAUGCUCGUGUCCGCAAGGGUACGGAGACCUAGACUGUAGCUCCCCAUGUGAGGAUGCAGGACUAUCUACCGAAGACUGCUUAGUGAAGGUCGGAAAUGGUCAUUGUGAAUCAAAAAAUGAAAUAAUGGAGACCAAAUGUUAUAAAUCUUGUGGGUUGUGUGAACCGUCCGACUCGACGACCUCAUCGACGUCAACGGCGUCCCAGUCUGGAACAGGAACAACGGGGUCCCAGUCUGGAACGGGAACAACGGCGUCACCAGAUAUAACGACUGUAAAUUGUACAGACACCAAUGAUGAUACCUGCAAUGGUGCUGGUUCGCUUCUGGCCCACUGGUCGCAUUAUUACAUUCCUCUGCAAGUUUCGUUACUGAUCCACUGGUCUCCUUGGCUACUGCUGACACAGUCUCUGCUCUCUGCAUUGUUGCUACUUUAGAAAUUAUGUACCACAGCAAAUCCUAACUUACACGACAUGUUGUAGCAGAUAUAAGUAUAGUGUAAAUUGGGCUUUUUAUCAAGGGUGUGUACAGACUUUAAGUGCUAAUAACACGAAGUGUUCUUUUGUUUUGCAUGUUUUAUCUGCUUCUGGCAUGCAACGAGAAACAAACGAAAUGACCUGCAACAAAACUUCUGUUAGUUAAAUCGAAGAAUUAUGUAUACGUUUAUAUUUUUUUACAUCCAAAGGUACUUCCUUUAACAAAGAAAGGAAAUGACAGAUAUAAAGCUUAAAGAUUAAGCUAGAUUCAGUAUUGAAAAUACGUAUUUUUAGAUUGAAAGAUAUUAAGGUUCACACAAAACUACUUGUGAUUCGUACGUUGUCCUUUCAAUUUUAUAUGUAAAACGCAUUCUCCUAUAUAGAGUUGUCGUUCUUCCACUUCCGCUUUAGAAAAGAGGUCAGGAACCACAACUCUAUGGAAGAGAUUAUUAAAAACGAACUCUUCUGAAACUUUUGAAAUUUAUAUUUUUAGCUGUUUGUAUAAAAUAACUUGCGUACGAAUACUCUGAAGAAAAAACACUGCAUGCAAAAAAUACGAAGGUAGAAAAGCUUAUGGGAUGCUUACGAGAUACGAAUUUUUUUAUAUAUAUAAAUGUUUUAAUAUAUGUUCUUAUUUAUGUUUUGUUCUUUAAGGUAGUUCUGCACGUUUGGUAAACUGGAAGAAAUGGCGUAACGUCAUUUAUCCGGAUAACGCAGAAUAAAGCCUGGACUCAAAAAUUGAAUACUGAAAAUCAUUUUAUGAAUUAAUGGCAACUUUUUAGUAAAUUUAUUAAAACGACAACGUUAUUAUCAGCUUGAAAUGUGUGGGUUUCCUUACUCAUGGGAAAAAAUAUCUCAAAAGUAAGCACUUAGACCGAUAUUUUUUAUUUCACCACAUUACAGACUGUAUGUUUUUGCACGAAUGUUAAAAGUUUCAAUAAAAUCUACAUUUUAGAAAAAAAUCUAACAGCGAAAAUGUUAUCAAAAUUGUGAUUUUCCAAUAGACUCCCGUUAUGAAAGCUUGUGUGAGGUCCAAAUGUUUCAAAUCAGUCUAGUAAAAAUCAGUAACACCACCCUAUCAUUUCUGUUUACGAAAUUUUCUAAGUAUAUCCAGAAGAAAAAAUAAUAAUCCGAAUGUGCAGAACUAUCUUAAUGUCAGAUAUACAUUUUACAUCGAACGUUUUGUCAAUGAUAUGACAUUGUGAUUUUAGCUCACCUGAGCCAAAGGGUGAGCUAUUGUGAUCACUCACCGUCCGGCGUCCACACUUUCCUUUAAACAACAUCUCCUCCUAAACCACCAAGCCAAUUAAAUAAAAACUUCACAGGGAUGAUCCUUGGAUGGUCUUCUUUGAAAAUUGUUCAAAGAAUUGAAUUCCAUACAGAACUCUGGUUGCCAUGGCAACCGAAAGGAAAAACUUCAAAAUUCUUCUUGUCCAAAACCACAAGGCAUAGGGCUUUCAUAUUUGGUCUGUAGCAUCAUCUAGUGGGCCUCUACCAAGAUUGUUCAAAUUAUCCCCCUAGGAUCAAAAUUGGCCCCACCCUGGAGGUCACAUGGUUUACAUAGACUUAUAUAGGGAAAACUUUGAAAAUCUUCUUGUCCAAAACCAUUAGGCCUAGGGCUUUGAUAUUUAGUAUGUAGCAUCAUCUAGUGGGCCUCUACCAAGAUUGUUCAAAUUAUUCCACUAGGAUAUAAUAUGGACCCGCCCUGGGGGUCACAUUGUUUCUAUAGGCUUAUAUAGUGGAAAAAUUUGAAAAUCUUCUUGUCAAAAACAAAAGGGCCUAGGGCUUUGAUAUUUGGUAUGUAGCAUCAUAUAUUAUGCCUCUACCAAGAUUGUUCAAAUGAUCCCCCUAGGGUGAAAUAUGGCCCAACCCAGGGGUGUCACAUGGUUUAUAUAGACUUGUAUAGGAAAAAAACUUCAAAGAUCUUCUUGUCUGAAACCACAAGACCUAGGCUUUUGAUAUUUGUUAUGUAGCAUUGCCUUGUGAUUCUCUACCAAGAUUUUUCAAAUUAUUUCCCAGGGGUGAAAAGAGGCCCUGCCACGGGGUCCCUAGUUUUACAUAGACAUAUAUAGGAAAAAACUUUAAAAAUCUUUUUGUCUGAAAUCGCAAGGCAUAGGCUUUUGAUAUUUGGUAUGUUGCAUUGCCUAGUGGUCCUCUACCAAGACUGUUCAAAUUAUGCCCAAGAGUUGAAAAGAGGCCCCACUCAGGGGGUCCUAAGUUUUACAUAGACUUACAUAGGAAAUUCUUUAAAACUCUUCUUGCCUGAAACUGUAAGGCCUAUGCUUUUGAUAUUUGGUAUGUUGCAUUGAUUAGUGGUCUACUACCAAAAUUGUUCAUAUUAUGGUCUUGGGGUGAAAGAGGCCCUGCCCUAGGGGUCCCAAGUUU